Molecule: messenger RNA, 1833 nt
Organism: Closterium sp. Naga37s-1
Lineage: Eukaryota; Viridiplantae; Streptophyta; Zygnematophyceae; Desmidiales; Closteriaceae
Source: the annotation of a GenBank genome assembly
AUGCACGUCAACCUUGCCCAAUUCCCCCACCGCCUGGGGGUUCAGGAGUUUUCUGCCUGUGAGGAGUUCUCUGCCUGUGAGGAGUUCUCUGCCUGUGAGGAGUUCUCUGCCUGUGAGGAGUUCUCUGCCUGUGAGGAGUUCUCUGCAUGUGAGGAGUUCUCUGCCUGUGAGGAAUUCUCUGCCUGUGAGGAGUUCUCUGGCUGUGAGGAGUUCUCUGCGUGUGAGGAGUUCUCUGAGGGUGGCAUUUCAUUGCUGCUCCCACAUCUUCGCUUUCUUCUCUUCUGUCCUGCUAUCCACCGGUUACUCAGCUCCCCACCUUUUACUCCGCUCCCCAACUUUCACUCUUCUCUCUCCCUUCUACUCUGCUCCCAACCCCUUGCUCUGCUCCCCACAUUUUACUCACCUUCCCAACUUCUACUAUGCACCCCACCUUUUACCCUACUCCCCACCCCGUUCUCUGCUCCCCGCCUUUCAACCUACUCCCCAUCCCGUUCUCUGCUCCCCACCUUUCAACCUACUCCCCACCCCGUUCUCUGCUCCCCACCUUUCAACCUACUCCCCACCUCGUUCUCUGCUCCCCACCUUUCAACCUACUCCCCACCCCCUGCUCCCCACCUUUCAACCUACUCCCCACCCCGUUCUCUGCUCCCCACCUUUCAACCUACUCCCCACCUCGUUCUCUGCUCCCCACCUUUCAACCUACUCCCCACCUCGUUCUCUGCUCCCCACCUUUCAACCUACUCCCCACCCCGUUCUCUGCUCCCCACCUUUCAACCUACUCCCCACCUCGUUCUCUGCUCCCCACCUUUCAACCUACUCCCCACCCCGUUCUCUGCUCCCCACCUUUCAACCUACUCCCCACCCCGUUCUCUGCUCCCCACCUUUCAACCUACUCCCCACCUCGUUCUCUGCUCCCCACCUUUCAACCUACUCCCCACCUCGUUCUCUGCUCCCCACCUUUCAACCUACUCCCCACCUCGUUCUCUGCUCCCCACCUUUCAACCUACUCCCCACCCCGUUCUCUGCUCCCCACCUUUUAACCUACUCCCCACCCCGUUCUCUGCUCCCCACCUUUCAACCGACUCCCCACCUCGUUCUCUGCUCCCCACCUUUCAACCUACUCCCCACCCCGUUCUCUGCUCCCCACCUUUCAACCUACUCCCCACCCCGUUCUCUGCUCCCCACCUUUCAACCUACUCCCCACCUCGUUCUCUGCUCCCCACCCCGUUCUCUGCUCCCCACCUUUCAACCUACUCCCCACCCCGUUCUCUGCUCCCCACCUUUCAACCUACUCCCCACCUCGUUCUCUGCUCCCCACCUUUCAACCUACUCCCCACCUCGUUCUCUGCUCCCCACCUUUCAACCUACUCCCCACCUCGUUCUUUGCUCCCCACCUUUUUCCGCGCUGUCCACUUUUCGUCUGUACUUAGGUGUGACUGCCUUGUGGACCUGUCGUUCGAUUCCAUCUCCCCGCUUGACACCUACCAUCAGAACGCAUCACGGGCGGAAGCACAUGAAUCACCAUACGAGAAGAUGGGGGUGUUUGUGUCGUCUCUCAACAUUCACCACUUGGUGGAUCUGCAGCACCACUACCUACACAGCCACGUGCAGGGCAGCACUCACGUUGGCUUCUGGACGAUCACCAAUGAAGAGGCAGAGAAACAUGAAGAGGGGCAGAUGGUAUCAGCUGUCUUGGACAUGUGGCUGCUGAGCUUCUGUGCUUCUCCCUGCCCUUCCCACCUCCCUCCCAAUGACCUCCUUCUCAUAACACACCUCCUCAUCACUCCUCACUGCUGCCCUCCCCAUUCCCUCCCAGCGACCGCCUGCUCAUAA